Molecule: messenger RNA, 392 nt
Organism: Babesia bovis T2Bo
Lineage: Eukaryota; Apicomplexa; Aconoidasida; Piroplasmida; Babesiidae
Product: putative integral membrane protein
Exons: 3
Coding region: 80-379 (99 amino acids)
Source: RefSeq, a predicted model, not a curated record
AUGAUUUAACCAGGUGUAUAUAUAUAGGGGCUGACUGUCUUCCUUUUGCGGCGCAACUACCCCUGCCCAUGUCUAAAGUAUGAAGCCAGGAGCGCGUUUCGAAAUCUUUCGCGCGUUAGGAAUUAACUAUUAUGGUUUUCACGUCAGAAAAAAUAAGGUGUAUGACUAUGUUUCGCUCGUAGUAUGCACUACCCUUAUCGGUACUUCGAUUUAUUUAGGCGUUUCUUUUGUUUACAACUGGCGUCAAUCAAUGAAACUCAUGCGAUAUCACCAUGCUAGACUAGAGGUGGAGCGUGAAGGAUAUAUCAAAAUGAUCAAGGAGGCGCGCGAGAAAAAUAUAUUGCCACCUCGAAAAUCGCAAGAUGAUUCUAAGAAAUAAUGAAAAGAAUCCA